CCUAGCUUCUUCUUCCUCCUCCUUCAAUCUGGUGUUUUGCGGACCUGUCAUUCGCAUUCCCGGCGCUUAAACACGUUUCAUCAACAUAUUGCCUGCGUCUCUACAUCGAUUAUCAUUGGUUACAUCCUUUUAGAGGCCGCUUUCCUUGGUCUCCAUCUCUUGCCGGUCUCGUGCCCCGACCUUUGCACACCCAAGGAGCUGGCUGCAUCCGCGCGUUUGAACAGUUCAAACACUCCUGUCCUAAUCCUACAUCCCGAUUGAUUCCAGCCACUCAACCCAGACUUGAAACUAUGGGCACCUCCGACUACUCAAAUCCAGAAUCUCUGGAUGUCCUGGCGACGACGGUGAAUCAAACGAUGGUUGAAACCGGGCGAUUCUUCAAAUCGAAAGGUUCGUCGCAAAAUAGCGCCCAGUUGAAACGGGCCGUUCCUGUUGCGCAGGAGCAGUUUCAAUCCGCGCUUGACAGCCUGUCUGAACAAAUAUUUAUCGCAAAAGCUUUCCUCGAGAGGGACUACGAUAUAGUCAAGGCUAGAAAGGCUGCCUUACGACCCGCCGAAGAUGUUGCUAUGAAUGAACCAAUCGUCAAGCAAGAGCCAGAGGUUACGCUGCAGUCUCGGGAAUCUGCUGAGGAUGCAAACCAGACUGAAACCAAAUCAGCGCAGGACGGCGCUUCGUCGCAGCCACCGUCAAACGCGGAAGUUCCUCAGCCAGCGCCAACUCAAACGCCGGUCAAAACAGAGAAGCCGGACGAGCCGAAGGCUGCUGCUCCAGACCAAAGUCUCUCCGGGCCGACGGAUAUCAAUUUCGAUUCCGUGCUCAACGAUACGUCGGGCGGUGCGAAUGAGUUCGACCUUAAUUUGGAUUUUGGGGACGAUGACCUUGGAAACGAAACCUUCCUUGCCGGAUCCAACAUGGACGUUACGAAUGCCGGCGUCAUGGAACAAGGGAAAGGAAAUAACCUCCCUGGCAACGAGACGACCGACUUGCCCGGAACGGAAACCCCAAACGCAAAUCUCCCAGCGGGAGGGGAUGCAUUCGACCUGGAAUUGCAGAAAGCCGAAGCAUUUUCGGGUGCCAACGGCGCCCAGGACGGGAUGUUUGGUGGUGGUACAGACGAUAUGAUUGUGCCUGGAGAAUCCAGCUUCGAUGACCUGUUCAUGGAAAGCGAGAACUUUGGAGGCGAAGGGGGUGGAGACCCCGGUUUGCUGGAAGGGGAUAGACUGAUGAACAUCAAUGAAAUUGACGAUAACUGGUUUACUUGAUUUGUGCUCUACGGACGACUGAAGACCGCAUUAGGUACAUGCAUAUCCAGGAAUUCAUACACGGCGCGUUUUCGGAGGGGCCAGCAGUGUUGAGGUUCAUCGACAUGGAAGAUCUAGUGCGGACAAGACUGUUCUGAGUCUGACGGAGCCGCCAAUCAACUCCCCACCAAAUACCCAUCCAUCCAGCAGCCCGAUUUAGGCAGAUGCCCAGGCCCCAAAGACAUAGAUUAAUGCAAGGGGCCGGCGGUACCUGAGUCCAGAAAUGACGCAAGGUAAGGAAGUGGAGCAGGCAAAGUUCUCCCGCGAAAGAGUGUAUGCGUGAAGGAGGGGAAGUUAGCUGUCAAUUUGAUACUUCAACUUUAUCCCCGAUUAACUCGAUAGAGGGCGCCUGGAAUGUCGGGGAAGGGAAUGCUGCAGCGGUCGAUCCUACCCGAGAUUGCUGUACAUGAGACCAGCGGAAGCAGACUGCAAGUGUUCUAGAAGAAAGAAGAAAAAGAAAAAGAAAACUGAAAGUUCUGCAUACUGCCUUAUAUUGGAUGCCCAAGACGGGAUGUUAGAUUAAGGGGUACAUGAAUC
Messenger RNA from Aspergillus melleus, 1838 nucleotides. RefSeq lists its product as uncharacterized. The record is from RefSeq and is a predicted model, not a curated record. The coding region runs from base 291 to 1262 and encodes 323 amino acids. NCBI's taxonomy places the organism in Eukaryota, Fungi, Ascomycota, Eurotiomycetes, Eurotiales, Aspergillaceae. The transcript has 3 exons.